AUGAAAGGACCAUUCCCUGGGCAAGUCCUUUCAGCAGUUGGUCUUGAUCCCAAUAAUGGAAUUUACCCAUUAGCAUAUGGGAUUGUUGAGUCUGAAAACACAGAAAGCUGGAAAUGGUUUUUAGAUAACCUUGGGGAUGACUUGGACCUUGGAAGAAACUCAAAUUUUACUUUCAUAAGUGACAGGCAAAAGGGUUUACAUACUGCAGUUGAGCAAAUUUUUCCCAAUGCUGAGCAUAGAUAUUGUAUCAGACAUAUUCAUGACAAUAUGAGGAAAAGAUGGAGGCAAACAGAGUACAGGGACCACUUAUGGAGGUGUGCAUCAGCUACCACCAUUCCUGAGUUUGAACAUUUGAUGAAGGAGUUUAGUCAGUAUGAUAAGGAGGCAUGUGAAUGGUUGAAGCAAAUUCCUCCUAAACAUUGGGCAAGGAGUUAUUUUUCAGGAAGAGCAGUUUCUGAUGUGUUGAUAUCAAACAUGUGUGAAGUGUUUAAUGGGAAGAUAGAGAAAGGAAGGGAUAAACCUGUCAUUGGAUGUUUAGAAUUCAUAAGGGAGUAUCUAAUGAAGAGGAUAUGCAAUGUCAUGAAGGAAAUGAAAAAGGCUAAAGGUCCACUAACACCCACAACAACAGACAUCCUAACUGCAAGAAAAACAGUUGCUUCACAAUACAUUGCUAGGUGGAAUGGGGGAGACAAGUAUCAAGUCACAGGAGCUUUGCAGGAUCAACAUGUGGUUGAUGUUAGGAACAAAACAUGCACUUGCAGAAAAUGGGAAUUAAUUGGAAUUCCAUGCAGACAUGCAAUUGCAACUCUGAAUGAGAUGAGUAAAGACCCAGAGGCUGACCUUGACAUUUACAAAUGGGUUCACAAGGUGGAGCCAAUUAAGGGUAGAUCCAUGUGGCCCAAAAGUGAAUGUCCCACAAAGCUAAUCCCUCCUCCACAUCGCACUCAGGUAGGAAGGCCUAAGAAAAAGAGAAGACAAAGUGAGGGUGAAAGGUUAAGCAAAAAGCAGAAGGCAAGUCAAGGUGAUGGAGUGAAUGCUGCACAAGAAGGAGGUUCCCAAAAACCAACAAAUGAUGGAGUGCAGAAGCUAUCAAGGAAGCAUAUCAGUGUUACUUGUAGCAAAUGCAAGAACAAGGGACACAACUCUAGGACCUGUAAAGGGCAAGGUGGGAAUCAAUCCAAGAAGUAA
Molecule: messenger RNA, 1188 nt
Organism: Lactuca sativa (garden lettuce)
Lineage: Eukaryota; Viridiplantae; Streptophyta; Magnoliopsida; Asterales; Asteraceae
Source: RefSeq, a predicted model, not a curated record